UUUGUGAAUCACGGAAAAAGUAGUCCAAAUACAGAUGAACGCUGUCCUAGUUUUGUAGGACCUCGAAAAGCCUUACUAAUCUUACAGCAGACAGUUGACAGCGCCUCUGAGCAGAAAGAAAUUCACACUAGGCGUUGUCGGCGUCUGCAACUUCACCAUUUACUACUGACAAUGCUGCACAGAAAUAUCAAGAACGCAGAAGGCGUAUAGGGACACCUCCUACUGUGGGUGUUGUAACUUGGAAGAACCAGUGAAUGGCAUGUGUGCUGUGCGAGAUCAAAACUGCAGAAUAACUUUUUUGCUAAAUCACGGCGACCAGUGAAAGGAGAGCUCUUUCAGGCAAGCUGUCAUAUGAACGUGUUUGGCUGUUGAUCUGGUGAUCUGUGAAGGGCACAAAUGGCUCAUAGUGUGCACGAACAUUCGAGAAGAGCUCUGCCAGUGGCCCAGGCCACGGUCCUGGCGCUUCCUCCCUCUAUACCAGCUAAAGACCUGAGGCCCAGAUGGACUGCCCUGGAGUCCUUACUGUGUGGUGCAUUUGCUGGAGCUGUGGCCAAAACUGCUAUUGCACCGCUGGAUAGGACUAAAAUCAUUUUUCAAGUGUCUUCAAAGCGAUUCUCAGCUAAGGAGGCGCUGCGACUCCUCUAUUGCACUUACAUGAAGGAUGGAUUCCUCAGUCUUUGGAGAGGAAACUCUGCUACAAUGGUGCGGGUCAUGCCCUACGCUGCCAUCCAGUUCUGCUCACAUGAACAGUAUAAAAGACUUUUGGGUGGCUACUGUGGCUUACAGGGAAAAGCACUUCCACCUUUUCCUCGCUUCUUGGCUGGCUCUCUUGCUGGAACCACUGCUGCUAUGCUCACCUACCCUCUGGAUCUGGUGCGUGCUAGGAUGGCAGUCACAGCUAAAGAAAUGUACAGCAACAUUCUUCAUGUUUUUGUUCGAAUAUCUCAAGAGGAAGGUGUCAGAACUCUUUAUAGAGGCUUCUCUCCCACAAUCCUUGGUGUGAUCCCAUAUGCUGGAAUUACAUUUUUCACUUAUGAGACCCUCAAAAAGCUACACACGGAAAAGACCAGACGGUCACAACCAUAUCCACACGAGCGGUUGGCCUUUGGUGCAUGUGCAGGCCUGAUUGGUCAGUCGGCCUCCUAUCCACUGGACAUAGUGCGACGGCGUAUGCAGACAGCAGGGGUCACUGGAUCGUCCUACUCCACCAUACUGGGGACCAUGAGAGAAAUAGUGAAAAAUGAAGGAGUGGUGCGUGGACUCUAUAAAGGCCUAAGCAUGAAUUGGGUGAAAGGACCUAUUGCAGUAGGGAUUAGUUUCACAACCUUUGACAUAAUGCACAACCUCCUGUUCAAGCUGCAUCAAAUGGGCUUCUUCACACCCUGAAUUGCAGCAGAAAUCCCAGAUGCGACUCGCAAAAUGAUGCUGAAGUCUCCUAUACUGGUGAUACAAGGCUGAUCUGCCACACACUCCUGUGUAUGGACUUGCAGGCAGAGGACUAUGGGAGCUGUGUAGGCUGGAUAAACGCACAUGUAAGAUUCACUUUUUUUUUAGUGGCAUCUUAUUCAGAAGUGGCUUUAAGUGGUUGUAUGCACUUUGCAGAUCAGGGUACAGAUAUAAGUGCAAAUAUGGCUUCAAAUGGUAUAUGGGUUUGAAAUCAUCUGUUUCAUGUGUUAUGUGCAUUAGAUAGAUUCACCUAUUGCAAUUACUCUCAUGUCAACUGAGAGCUCUUUUGGUAAGGCUUGUGUUGAACGUAAGAAUUGAAUUUGCAAGUGAGAUUUUGUUUUAUAUGUUUAAAAAGGACUAUGAUUUGUAGUUCUAAAACUGUUUUUGUAAGAGUAUUAUGCCAUCAUGAACUGAAUGUAAGGCUUGCCCUGAAGGAGGAAGAUGUUUAAAGGCCCACGCCGUCACUGUCCACUACAUCUGUGCUUGAGUGCGUGGAAAGGACAUAGCAUUAAUAAAUCUAAUCAGUUGUAGUUGUUUACAAAAUUAUACCAAAGUACUUAACAAUGCAACACACAAAUGAGCAAUUAUGUGUAAAUAUGUUUUAUUGGUUUUGCACUUCAGCUAGUCAAAAAAUAAUAUGAACUUUGUUCUGUACGUACAGCUGACCUUGCAAUAAAGUCAUCAAUAAAAACAUGUUGAGGACCCUUUGUCCACUAGAGGGAGCUAUCUGAUCAAAAAAUAAAGAUGAAGAUAGCUUCACCCGUCAUUCUUUACGUAGAAGACAGCAAGAAAAUACAAAGUUUCGCCAGUUUAAUAGCAUUUAGUCUUUUGUGUUAAAGGUACAAUAAAUGUCUUCAUUUAGUGUUUUGAUGUACAACAAAAAUAAACUUAACCUUGAUGACUGC
Molecule: messenger RNA, 2351 nt
Organism: Periophthalmus magnuspinnatus
Lineage: Eukaryota; Metazoa; Chordata; Actinopteri; Gobiiformes; Gobiidae
Product: mitochondrial coenzyme A transporter SLC25A42-like
Exons: 8
Coding region: 397-1386 (329 amino acids)
Biological process (GO): transmembrane transport
Cellular component (GO): mitochondrial inner membrane
Source: RefSeq, a predicted model, not a curated record